UUGGGCUGCCUCCAGUCUAUUGAGAUAGGUGGAUCGGUGGAUCGAGCGAUCAGUUUGAACGUGUACCAGGUGGAGUUUCUCAGGAUAAGGAGGUAAUAGAUAGAAGGAUUGAGACCGCAGUGUAAGGAUGGGGCAUGGAAAGGGGAAAGAUGAUUAUAAGCUGGCAGCAACCACUGAAGACGAUGGGGACGAAAAUAAAAAGUCGACAAAAAAAGCUAAGAAGUUGGACUUGGACACAUUGAAAAAGGAAGCAGAUGUGAAUGACCACAAGUUGACCUUGGAUGAACUUCACAGGAAACACAACACAGACCUAACCAGGGGAUUGUCCUCCAAUCAGGCCAAAGAAAACCUCCUUCGCGAUGGCCCCAACUGCCUGACCCCUCCUCCCACCACCCCAGAGUGGGUCAAGUUCUGCAAGCAGCUUUUUGGCGGUUUCUGCAUGCUGCUGUGGAUUGGCGCUCUGCUCUGCUUCAUGGCCUUCAUAAUCCAGAUGAACUCUGGGGAGGAGCCGACAUAUGACAACUUGUACCUGGGGAUUGUACUCGCAAUUGUCGUUAUUAUUACUGGCUUGUUCUCCUACUACCAAGAAGCCAAGAGCUCAAGGAUAAUGGACUCUUUCAAAAACAUGGUCCCACAGCAAGCCCUGGUUAUCCGAGACGGUGAGAAGAAGAACAUCAACACUGAAGACGUGGUGGUUGGAGAUCUAGUGGAAGUUAAAGGAGGAGACAGGAUCCCAGCUGAUCUGCGUAUUAUCUCCGCCAAUGGGUGCAAGGUGGACAACUCCUCCCUCACUGGUGAAUCUGAGCCCCAAAUUCGUAGUGCCGAGUUCACCCAUGACAACCCUCUGGAGACCAGGAAUAUUGCCUUCUUCUCUACCAACUGUGUUGAAGGAACUGCCAGAGGUGUCGUCAUCAACACUGGCGAUCACACCAUCAUGGGUCGUAUUGCUACCUUGGCUAUGAGUCUGGAGGUUGGGAAGACGCCUAUUGCCAUUGAAAUUGAUCACUUCAUUCACAUCAUCACUGGUGUGGCCGUGUUCCUGGGCGUGACUUUCUUAAUCCUCUCGGUUAUAAUGGGAUAUGGUUGGCUGGAAUCUGUCAUCUUCCUCAUUGGAAUCAUUGUUGCUAAUGUGCCAGAAGGUCUCCUGGCUACUGUGACUGUGUGUCUCACUCUGACUGCCAAGCGCAUGGCCAAGAAGAACUGCCUGGUGAAGAACCUCGAAGCUGUAGAGACCCUGGGCUCCACCUCGACCAUCUGCUCCGACAAGACCGGCACCCUGACCCAGAACAGGAUGACAGUGGCCCACAUGUGGUUCGACAACCAGAUCCAUGAGGCAGACACCACUGAGAACCAGAGUGGUACCUCCUUCGACAAAAGCUCCAACACCUGGGCUGCCCUGGCCAGAGUCGCUGGGCUGUGCAACCGCGCCGUCUUCCUGGCAGAACAGACCAACGUGCCUAUCCUCAGGAGGGAUGUGGCUGGCGAUGCCUCAGAGGCUGCCCUGCUGAAGUGCAUUGAGCUCUGCUGUGGGUCAGUCAAAGACAUGAGAGAAAAGUACCCCAUUGUUGCUGAGAUCCCCUUCAACUCCACCAACAAAUACCAGCUCUCCAUUCAUAAGAACAGCACACCUGGGGAGUCCAAGCACCUGCUGGUGAUGAAGGGAGCACCUGAGAGGAUCCUGGACCGUUGCUCCACCAUCCUGGUCGAGGGCAAAGAACAACCACUGGAGGACGAGAUGAAGGAAUACUUCCAGAAUGCCUAUGAAGAGCUAGGAGGGCUGGGAGAGAGAGUGCUAGGUUUCUGCCAUUUCCAUCUCCCUGAUGAUCAGUUUGCUGAAGGCUUUGCCUUUGACAGUGAAGAUAUUAACUUUCCUACUGAGAAUUUGUGCUUCGUUGGCCUCAUGUCCAUGAUUGACCCUCCUCGCGCUGCUGUGCCCGACGCUGUGAACAAGUGCAGAUGUGCUGGGAUCAAGGUUAUCAUGGUCACCGGUGAUCAUCCCAUCACUGCUAAGGCCAUUGCCAAGGGUGUGGGUAUCAUCUCUGAGGGCAACGAAACUGUUGAGGACAUUGCUGCUCGACUGAAAAUCAGAGUUUCGGAGGUUAACCCCAGAGAAGCCAAGGCCUGUGUCAUCCAUGGUGGAGAGCUGAAGGACCUGUCCGCUGAACAGUUGGAUGACAUCCUGAAGUAUCACACUGAGAUUGUGUUUGCCAGAACUUCUCCUCAGCAGAAGCUAAUCAUCGUGGAGGGUUGCCAGCGUCAGGGUGCAAUUGUAGCAGUGACAGGGGAUGGUGUCAACGAUUCUCCGGCUCUGAAGAAGGCUGACAUCGGGGUUGCUAUGGGCAUUGCCGGAUCGGACGUCUCCAAGCAGGCUGCAGACAUGAUCCUCCUGGAUGACAACUUUGCCUCCAUUGUGACCGGUGUUGAAGAAGGCCGCCUGAUCUUUGACAACUUGAAGAAGUCCAUCGCCUACACCCUGACCAGUAAAAUUCCAGAGAUGUCCCCCUUCCUCUUCUUAAUUGUCGGCAGCAUGCCGCUGGCCCUGGGAGUGGUCGGUAUCCUCUGUAUUGACCUGGGAACUGACAUGAUCCCUGCUAUCUCCCUUGCCUAUGAAAAAGCUGAGAACGACAUCAUGAAGAGGCAGCCCAGAAACUCCAAAACAGACAAACUGGUGAACCAGAGGCUUAUAAGCAUGGCCUACGGUCAAAUUGGCAUGAUGCAGGCUGCGUGCGGGUUCUUUACUUAUUUUGUAGUCAUGGCCGAGAACGGGUUCUACCCCACGGGUCUGCUAGGGGUCCGACUGGACUGGGAAAACAAGUAUAUGAAUGACAUGGAGGACAGCUACGGUCAGCAGUGGACAUAUGAGAGCAGAAAGGUUCUUGAGUUCACAUGCCACACAGCGUUCUUCGUCAGCAUUGUGAUUACACAGGUGGCUGAUCUGAUCAUAGUCAAAACCAGGAAGAACUCGAUCUUUCAGCAGGGAAUGGGGAACCGGGUUCUCAUCUUCGGCAUUAUAACGGAGUCCGCCCUUGCACUCUUCCUCUCCUACUGCCCUGGAAUGGAUGUUGCUGUCAGAAUGUACCCACUCAAGUUUCUCUGGUGGUUCUGUGCCCUCCCCUAUGCCCUGCUCAUCUUUGUAUAUGACGAGGUCAGGAAAUACAUCCUGAGAAGAAACCCAGGAGGUUGGGUGGAACAGGAGACGUACUACUGAGACGAAGAAGCCGUCCCAGGGAUUUCACAAUGUGUUUGUCUCGGAGGGAAAGAAGAGCGCUACAGUAGAGCCUAGAUUUAACUAGUCAAUAUGAAGUUGCAUUGUGCUGCAGAGGGGUCAGACUGGGAUCGCACCUAAGUACAUAAGCUACAACUUUGUUAGGUGAUAAAAGUUCCCCCAAUGGUGUUAAAGAUUAUUUGCAAAUUAGAUGAUGUCAGCUUAUUAGUAUCAUAUAUUUGGAAGAGCAACGCCACUUGACUUGAUCCCUCUGACAGUCUGUCAUAAACUGAAGUGACUAUUUUUAUUACAGAUGUGUGAUCAUGGCCUUGGAAUGAAUAAAUGUAUUUCAACACUC
This is a messenger RNA of Esox lucius (northern pike), 3563 nucleotides long. RefSeq names its product sodium/potassium-transporting ATPase subunit alpha-1. Gene Ontology annotation, molecular function: ATP binding; ATP hydrolysis activity; P-type sodium:potassium-exchanging transporter activity. Lineage: Eukaryota; Metazoa; Chordata; Actinopteri; Esociformes; Esocidae. The record is from RefSeq and is a predicted model, not a curated record. The coding region runs from base 128 to 3208 and encodes 1026 amino acids. The transcript is spliced from 21 exons. Gene Ontology annotation, cellular component: membrane. Gene Ontology annotation, biological process: sodium ion export across plasma membrane; potassium ion import across plasma membrane; intracellular potassium ion homeostasis.